UGAACCAAAAAGUGAGAGAGAAUCAGAGACCCCUGCAGUAUCAGAACCCACUCAAUUAAAUCCCCCCUUUUUAUUAUUUAAUUUCCACAACCUCCAAUCUUACACAACACACACUCACACUCACACCACAAGCUUUUCAUCCUCAAAUUCUUCUCUCAAACCCUAAACUUCAAUUUAUCAUAUGGAAUUUUCAAGACUUCACUUCUAAACUUCAAAACCAAGAUUUAAUUUCACAUUUACAUGAUAAAGAUGGUUGCUUUUUACACUUCAAGGUAUUUUAUAAUAGCCCUUUGUUUAUUUACUUUUUACUGCAAAUCUAUAGCUGCAAAAGACUCAAAUUCAUCAUUUUAUUUCAAGAACUUUGGUAAAGAUUCGAACUUUAUCUCUUUUCUUGGACUUUAUGGUGAUGCAAAUGUUGGUAAUGAUGGAUUGUCUUUACAACUUACUUCCCCUUUAGUUUCUAGUGUUGGUAGAGUGAUUUACAAGAACCCCAUUAAGUUUUAUGGUGAAAAUCACAAGAAAUUAGUGUCUUUUUCAACGUAUUUCUCGUUUUCGAUAUCGAAUGAUUCAAGAAAUGGAGACGGGUUAGCUUUUGUUGUGUUUUCUGAUGGGUAUCCUGUGGAUUUGUUAGAUGAUAAGGGGCCAUUUGGGCUUUCAGUUAAAGGUGAAAAUUUUAAGUUCUUGAGUGUUGAAUUUGAUACAUUGAUGGAUGCUAAGUAUGGUGAUAUGAAUGGGAAUCAUGUUGGAAUUGAUGUAUCUAGUUUUGUGUCUUUGAAAGUUACAAACUUGUCUAAUUAUGAUUUGGGAUUAAGUAGUGGUAAUAGGUUGCAAGUUUGGAUUGAUUAUGAAGCGGGUUCAAGGCAAUUAGAGGUAAGAAUGAAUAAAUUUGGGGAAAACCGGCCUAUUGACCCGUUGCUGUUUAAACGAAUCGAUUUACCUAAAAUUUGGCCUGAAAAUGAUGGGUUUUAUGUCGGGUUAAGUUCAUCAAAUGGAAACUCUUCACAGUUGUGCAAUGUGUAUUCGUGGAGCUUUAAGACACGACAACAGCCAGAUUGGAUGCAUUCUGAACCGUUGGAUCCAAUAGUUUACAAAGGAAGGGAAGAAAAUGAGAUCAAGAUUCGUAAGAAAAGUGACUGUGUUAUGAGGAUUCUUUCUGCCCUCAUACUUGGGAUCGGGUUAGGAGCUUUAGGAAGCUUUAUCGGUAUGUUCAUGUGGACGAUAUUUGCAAAUAGGCGACUGAUUGCCAUUACGCCCGAAGAGUUUGCUAUGAAACCUGUGGCUCACGAUAAAGCUUCUGCAAAUGAGAAGCAAUAGGCAAGUGUGUUUGACUAGCUGUUUAGAUGUUAUUUAUUGUGAAUUGUAAAUGGAUUUUGCUUGUGUGAUCUUUUAAGUGUUUCUUGUUAUUGUGUUACUACUAUAUCUCGAUGAUCAAAUCAACUGAAUUUAGCGUUUGUGCUACUUAUAUGUUAUGAACAACAUGUGUUUUUGUUA
Messenger RNA from Erigeron canadensis, 1491 nucleotides. Its product is annotated as L-type lectin-domain containing receptor kinase VIII.2-like. The transcript has a single exon. Gene Ontology annotation, molecular function: carbohydrate binding. Bases 241 to 1314 code for a protein of 357 amino acids. The record is from RefSeq and is a predicted model, not a curated record. NCBI's taxonomy places the organism in Eukaryota, Viridiplantae, Streptophyta, Magnoliopsida, Asterales, Asteraceae.